Sceloporus undulatus (fence lizard) is the source of this 12956-nucleotide messenger RNA. RefSeq names its product potassium voltage-gated channel subfamily A member 2 (gene KCNA2). Gene Ontology annotation, cellular component: dendrite; membrane; juxtaparanode region of axon. The record is from RefSeq and is a predicted model, not a curated record. NCBI's taxonomy places the organism in Eukaryota, Metazoa, Chordata, Lepidosauria, Squamata, Phrynosomatidae. The transcript has 2 exons. Gene Ontology annotation, biological process: protein homooligomerization; potassium ion transmembrane transport. Gene Ontology annotation, molecular function: delayed rectifier potassium channel activity; protein binding. Bases 784 to 2283 code for a protein of 499 amino acids.
CCAAGCCUGAAGGGAUGGUGAUGGUGUUGGGGAUGAAGAAGGAUAACAGGUCAGGUGCAUGCAAAAAUCUCUGUCUCAGGGACUAAGACUGAAAGAUGGUAUUUCACUUGCCUCCCCUCCCUUAGUUCUUGAAUCCUGACUGUGAGUGGGUAAGGAAGGCGGCUGACUGCUGCUCAGGAUGGGAUGCCAGGGAGUCUCUCUUGGGGGAGAAAAAACCUUUGGUUGGGCGUAGCAACAAGAAGAGGAAAAAAACAGGACCCCUUCAAAAGAGAUCUGAAUAGCUUCCUGUGGCUAUCAGGGAGCUGAGCAUCCAUUUAGACCAAGCCAGAGGCUGGACAGCUGUCAAUGCAGCAAUGUGCUGAGGACCUGAAAUUCUCAGGGGAGAUUUCUGACCCCCUGAGCCCACAUGGAAGAUUCUUCAGGUGCGUAGGAUUGAAGCUUUUCAGGAUAUGUCCUGUGCGCAGAAUGAAGUCCAGUGCUUCUUUAAUAUGGACCCAGCUGCAGCUGGGUGAGCUAUGUUUGGCAGGGAGCAUGAGGCACAGCUUCUUUUGCUGAAAAGGAAGACCAAGGGAGAGGGAGACCACACUGCAGAGGACCCUGCACCAGCCGGGCUGCAUGAACGACACAAAGGCUGAAUGCUGGGCAGGCUUUUUUGAUCUCUUCUCCACGUUUUCAUGAGCCACUUUGGAGUCUACGUGCAUACCCUUCCAGCAGGUAUUAGAAUCCCUGUGAACCUCAUCUCACCACCAGACAUUCAGGAAAGUUUAGCUUAAAGGCCUAAAUAUGACCGUUGCUACUGGAGACCCCACAGAUGAAGCAGCAGCUUUGCCUGGUCACCCUCAGGACACCUAUAACCCAGAAACUGACCAUGAAUGUUGUGAGAGGGUGGUCAUUAACAUCUCGGGACUUCGGUUUGAAACACAGCUCAAGACACUUGCUCAAUUUCCAGACACCUUGUUAGGAGACCCUAAAAAGAGAAUGAGAUAUUUUGAUCCUCUCCGGAAUGAAUAUUUUUUUGACCGUAACAGACCCAGUUUUGAUGCUAUUUUGUACUACUAUCAGUCUGGUGGCAGGUUAAGGCGGCCUGUCAAUGUGCCCUUGGACAUCUUCUCAGAAGAGAUAAGAUUUUAUGAACUUGGAGAAGAAGCUAUGGAGAUGUUCCGGGAGGAUGAAGGUUAUAUCAAGGAAGAAGAACGGCCUUUACCAGAGAAUGAGUUUCAGAGACAAGUGUGGCUUCUCUUUGAGUAUCCAGAGAGCUCGGGCCCUGCCAGGAUUAUAGCAAUUGUCUCUGUUAUGGUCAUUUUAAUCUCAAUUGUAAGCUUCUGCCUGGAAACUUUGCCUGUGUUCCGGGAUGACAGCGAAGACAUGCAUAGCAGCAGUAGCAGUUCGAGCCUUUACUCCAAUAGCACAAUGGGGUCUCAGCAGCCAACCUCUUUCACAGACCCCUUCUUUAUAGUUGAGACACUCUGCAUCAUUUGGUUCUCCUUUGAAUUCUUGGUGAGAUUCUUUGCUUGCCCCAGCAAAGCUGGUUUUUUUACCAACAUUAUGAACAUUAUUGACAUUGUUGCCAUCAUUCCUUAUUUCAUUACACUUGGAACAGAACUGGCGGAUAAACCAGAAGAUGGUCAACAAGGCCAGCAGGCAAUGUCUCUUGCCAUCCUUCGAGUGAUCCGUCUGGUGAGGGUGUUCAGGAUCUUCAAACUCUCCAGACACUCCAAGGGAUUGCAGAUUCUGGGGCAAACCCUAAAGGCCAGCAUGAGGGAGCUAGGCCUCUUGAUAUUCUUCCUUUUCAUUGGUGUCAUCCUGUUCUCCAGUGCUGUCUACUUUGCAGAAGCUGAUGAGAGUGAAUCUCAAUUCCCCAGCAUCCCUGAUGCUUUUUGGUGGGCCGUGGUUUCCAUGACAACAGUUGGCUAUGGAGACAUGGUCCCCACAACCAUAGGUGGAAAAAUAGUUGGUUCCUUGUGCGCCAUUGCAGGUGUAUUAACAAUUGCCUUACCAGUGCCGGUUAUAGUGUCCAAUUUCAACUACUUCUAUCACCGUGAGACAGAGGGAGAGGAGCAAGCUCAGUACUUGCAAGUCACCAGCUGCCCAAAGAUCCCUUCUUCCCCUGACCUAAAGAAAAGCAGAAGUGCCUCCACUAUUAGUAAGUCUGAUUAUAUGGAGAUACAAGAAGGUGUGAAUAAUAGCAAUGAGGACUUUAGAGAGGAGAACUUGAAAACAGCCAAUUGCACCCUAGCUAACACAAACUAUGUUAAUAUAACAAAAAUGCUAACUGAUGUCUAGCUUAUGAGGGAGAGAAAAAAAGGAGAACCCUAAUAUCAUAUAUAAAAGAAGUGGAACAAUUGCAGAUGUUGCAUAAUACCUUGUAUUGUAGUUAAUACAAUAUGUUCUACAACAUGUACUGGUUAUGCAUGGGAAGCAAUAGUUGUGUAAGUGACUCUUUUUAACAUUUGAUGCUCAAAAAGCUUUCAUGCAACUUUUUCUUUUCCAACACAGAUUUUUGAGUAUAUGGAGCAUUUACAGGAAAUUUAAUUCACAAUAUCAAAUGAAAGGCACUGGAGAAAAACAAAAGCAGCAAUCUCCCCAUGUAAACCACAGUAACUAACAAAUGACAACAAGAUAUGUAUCAUGUAAUACAGAACUCACUCCAUGCAAAAUUAUAUCCCAAGGAAAUAGUAUGCAACUAUACUUCUAGCUUUCAAGCUUCAGGAAUUAUACAAAAGGUCAUGCAUAGUUUAAUUAAUGGAACAUCCAUCCAAAUUACUUUAAGGUUCAGAUUUCCAGAUCAGAAAUGCCAAAGGGAGACUAUACUGUGCAGGGUCAUGCUUCUGAACCAAAAAUGCUGCAUUGGAUUCAUCCACUGCAGCAUGUCAGUGUAAGGCUCGCGGGAGGCACUGUUUAGUAGGACAUUUUCUGUUGCUUUGGUAGAGAUACAUCAAGAGCCCGGAGACAUUUUUUAAAAAAUAAUAACACAUGCAUUUUUGCUGGUUUGGGGGUCACUGACAUAUACAGAACUGAAAAGCAUCUUGUUUCAAAUGCUGGAGAAACUAAGCUGUGGCCUAGAAUAUAUUUAUACUGCAGUGAAAUUUAACCAGUAUUACAGUACAGCUGCAUGGAUAUUUGUUGCAUGGAACUUAAUAUUUAAUACAAAUAUACAUAUAUAUAUAUAUAUAUAUAUUUUCUUAAGUAGAUCAUAGAGUGUACCUGUUUAUAGUAUUUCUAGAUUCUCCAGUGGCUUGAGGGAGGUUAAUGAAUGUGUAAGAGGGAGGGGAAAGGAAUAGGUUGGGGAAAGAUGUAUGCUGAACACAAAUUUGAUAAGCAAGGCAAGUGUUUGCUUGCAUGAAUGUACACACUGAGGACAGUGAUAUGAAGAGUGCCCACCUGUCUUCUGCAUGUAGAAAGUGACUGGUAUUUCAUUAAUGGUGGUAUCUUUAUCAGAGAUAUAUAGCUGACCUGUGAUGGUGAAAUAUCCAGGCAUACUUUUGAUGAAAACAUCUCUGAAUGACAAUGCCAAGCAAAUGUUAUGCAAACAUUUGAUGUACAAAUAUUUAAACUCAGACCCUACAGAGGUUACUCAUGCUACUUAAUGUAGACCAAUUGGAAUUCACAGCUAAGAUGUGAAGUUACAGAAUGCCAAUGAGUUUCUCUGAACAAUAUUGACCUGGACCAUAUCUGGCUUCAAAUAUUUAAUGCAGCUUCUGGCAGUGCAUGGUUUUAUGCAGUAAUGCCAGCCCACAGCCUUUUAUUCGGGUAUGGGCAAAUAUGUCCUUUGAAAAUGGGUCUUACUGCUAUGUCAGCUGGCUACAACAACUAAAGAGCUGACUAUAUGUGAAUACGUAUGUGCAAUGCAUGGCUUAGGAGUUUAGGUUUCUGUUGGUAUGUUGUCAUGUGGUGAACUCAAUGUUCUUCAGCUUAGAUUAUCGACUAUUUCCUUCUAGACCAGAGGUGAACAAACAAUCACCUUUCAGAUUUUGAUGGGUUGUAGCUUCAGUCAUCCUUCACUGGGCAUGGUUGUCCAACUAAAUCCAGAAGAUCACAUGUUGCCUGCAGCCUAGAGUUGUAUGCGGUAGUGGAAUUUGUUUUGAAGCAAGUAGUAGUUUUCCCCCCCAAGCAAUAGUUGAGGGACUUCACCAAUUGUCCACCUGGGUAGACACCCUUUUGCUGCAGCAGUUUCAACUCUCUAGGGGUUGGAUAGGCCAAUUCUGCUACCAACACCACAGUAAAACUACAUUUGAAAUCAAGGGGAGAAACUCUGUGAUCAAAAUCUCAUUUUUCUCAUCAGUUUCACAUGUGUAGCAUUUUCAGAAGGCCAGAGGGCCUUCUGUUGUGGGGAAGAUAGGCAGGGAAGUCUCCUCUGCCAGCUUAUUUGCAUGUGACUAAAUUUGGAUCCAACUCAUUGCCUAUGUAUAUUUUAAAUUAUCUAGAUACACACAAACUGUAGAAUAAUAAGCUUUUGAAGCUGUCUCAAGACCACUGGAAACGGAGCACAGCUGAAAUUCACCAUGAGACAAAGUCAGCUGGAUCCUGCAAGUAUCCAUUUGGGCAGCUUGCUUACCAGUACUGAUUUUAUCUCAACAUGAAAGAAUGCAGUGAGGGCCAACAAUUCACCAGGUCAAAGUAGAGUGUGAGCUUGGCACAUGGUGAAGCACAGCUGCAUAGUUGGCUUCACCAUAAAGCCAACUUACUAGCAGCUAGGUCUAUCCCCAUUUCUUUAUUGAACCACAUUCAGCUCACUUUCAGCAAGUCUGCAGGGCAAGGUAAGAGUGUGGAGGGAUAUAGAUAGAGCUUCAAGGUGGCUACAUGGUAAGUGAACGCUAGACUACUUGACCAUUUGAUGAAUGCUACACAAAUCCACUCAACUUGCACACUUAGCAAACCAUCUUGGUUGUGUAUGCUGCACCCAAUUGAAUUCUGUGUUUGCACCAAGAGGGAAAUGAAUAUCAUAACCGCAGUGUAAGAAGACUCUAAGGCAUGUGUCAAACUAGUUCUUUGUCCAGCUGAUUUGUCCACUCUUAUGAUUGGAACAUGGAGCAUAUAAUGUCAAAUUUUCACUUACAAGCCUAAUGUCAAAUUGUCAUACUUACAUUUUGGACAACUCCCAAUUUUUUUAACCUCUUCUCUUCUGGUCACCCUCUCUGCCAUGGAGAGGCCUAAUUUAAAAUUUUUAAUUGGUACAGUUAUGUGUAAUAUAAAGAUUCAGAAAACAUCAAACAAUACUGGCAUGUAUUAAAGAAAAAGCAAGCAAGCUGUGAUGGCCUGUUUAACAGUGUAUGAUCUGAGAAGGCUUUAGGCCCCAUAAAACCCUAUUAGUAGUACUGGAGCUUGCAUUGCAGGCUUUAGGCCCACCAACAUCAUAGUGCCUUGGACCAUUCUUGUAGAAUGCUGACAAAGGAAUAACUUGGCAUUAGAUCUCUAAUUACUUUCUCUUCAAGUAUGCUACAAAUUUAAAAGGCUAAUUUUGGCAUAUCUUUCAUUGCAGUGAGCAGGGAUGGAAUAAUCCUUCCUAUUGCCUUAAGCUAUGGCUAAAAAUAUUCUGUCCUCUCCACCCCUCCAUCUAUGUAAAGGAAGAAAUACACUUAUUUAAAGAUUUAGGCAGGACAGGCUGCCUGUCUUGUAGAUUAGGGCAAAUCAGUCUAUGCAAAAAUCACUGGGGAGGGGGGGAAUGAUACGUUUCUUCAGGGACUUUCCCCAGAUUCAGUCCUGAUGUAAUUAUAGAGCAGAAUCCACAGGACCUCCAGAGAGUAAGGGGAUCAGAGUUAAACCAACUGGUUUUCAGUAGUGACAGAGGAUAGUUAUGCCACCCCCAGGUUCAUUAUAGAAUUAUGAGAAUGAAACCAAACACUGGAGAGAGAGGUAUUAACUGCUCAUGCUUACCAUUACAUUUGGCUCUGUCCUGCCAUCACUCGUACCCUAUUUCAUUGAAUAUCACUUGCUUUUCCACUACUGCUAUUACAUUAUUCCAGUCCACACAUAUUUUCUUGGCUCUCCUCUUCUUUCUCUUAGAAUGGUAAAGUUUGGACUUUUAACCCCCCCUCCUGCAUAUUGAUACUUAUUUAUCUAUUUAGAAGUUGAACUUUGGCUAUAGCAUGAGAUAACAUGACUCAUUAGAAAAGAUGAUGCUUGGUAAAGUGAGAAGCAGUGGGUGGGUAGGGAGAAAGAGUGUAGUACAGGUGGAUGGACUCAAUCAAGAAAUCUACAGCCCUGAGUAUGCAGGACCUGAGCAGGGCUAUUGAUGUUUGGGUACCCCUCAUUCUGAGAGUUGCCACAAGUCAAAGAUGACUUGAUUGCAAUUAACAGCAAAAACAACUCUUCAUCCAUCAAUGGAGGUACAGUUUACCCAAAAGGCAGGCCUUUGGAUGAGAGUUAUCUUGCAUAGUCCACAAUCUGACAAUAAUGAGUUUUGCCUUAAAGCAAGUUAGCAAUAUUCAGGUGCCGAAGUAUAACUGUAUGCAUUCAGGAUGAAUUUUUGCUUUAAAUGAGAGGAUAAUAUCUAAGAAGGAAGGGAAGCCUGAAGAGGGGGGGGGGACUGGAUGUGGCGAACUAAAUUAAAAAAGAAAAGAAAAGGUUGGCAGGUAGUGGACUGCAAAAUGAGUUAAUUUUUUAUCCCACUUUGCUCCUGACAUGGAACUGAACAUGGCUAUACAGCUAAGCAGUUCAUGGGGGUUGGAUACAUACUUAUAACUGUUGGUCUACUGCCCAUUCCAUCACAUUGAUGGUGGCUGGCAAUGGCCUGAAGCUGGUUAAAAUGUCCCUGACCUUAUAUAACCCUAAUCUGGACUCUAACUCCUGGAUAGUUUUUCUGUUCUUAGGUGGCCCAGUUGAAGAGUUCCAGUCCAGUGACUUUACAAAGGACAUUGUUGUUGGUUAAAGUUUUGGGAAUAUCUUCACCCUCUGGAGGGGUUAAAAUGACAAGAAAGGAUUCCUGAUAGUCUCAUAGAUGGUAAGGCUAGGCAGCUGGACAUGGAGCCUCCCUGUUUUCUCUGAUAUAGCCUAUUCAAUUGAUUAUCAGGAAUGCCCAGCAACUGACUUAGAUGAAAUCUAUGUUUUGUGGGCCUUAACUAUACUUUCAUGUUGCAAACAAACACACAACAACAAAAACUGGCAACCUCACAAUUAUGAAACCUAAAUAUAAAUUCAGGCUUUGAGUAUCAAUUAUUGCUUAAUUUUGGAUGCUGGAAUUUUGAUAACAGUAUAUCAGUAUAGGAAUUGUGCCACAAAAACAGCACAAACCUCUGACCAUUUCCACUGAGGUAUGUUUAGUGUUUGUAGAGUGUUUAGGACUCCAGAGGGUGAGAGGAAGUCAAGAAUAAGCAGGAGAUACUAAAAAAAGGUGCACUUUUCUCUUGCAUCCAAGGUCAAAUGGGCACAUUUAAUUGUACAUUAAAUUUAAUGUGCCAUUGUUUUGACUAUCAUAUUGCAGCCCAGACGCUGUGUUGGUAACCUGAACCAUUAUCACAGCAGCUGGAAGCCAGAAGCACCCGAACUGAUGAAUCUGGCCUCACCCAACCACAGGGCUAGAGCUCUCUUAACUAGCUAUACCUUUGCAGAGCAUUGUGGUGCAGAGCUGAAGCUGCAGCCCACAGCAGGUGGGAAGGAGCAGAUGGUAAGACAGGAGCAUUAUGAUGAAUGCUGAAAUAAGGAUGGCAGGAUCUGCAGGUUUAAGGCAGGGCUUCCUUACACCUAUAUGUUGUGAAAUUUGCCUGUGUAGUGUUUACACUGCAAUCCAUGAGUGUUUUAGCAGGUAUUGUUUGAUGUCACUGUGGAGAAUUUAUUCAUGGGUCAAGGACACAGUCCUAGUGAAUAGCCUCAAUAAGCAUAAAAGCAGUACCCUGUGAGCCUAGUCUUGGAUAAAUAAGCACCUCAAAAGCCUUUGGAAGUCUCUUGUGUCACACUGACUGGAUCCUUCAGAAAAAUGUGGGGAGAGCAUCUUCAGCUAUUGGGGAGACUACUGAGCAUCUUCCCAAGUGCAAUAAGUAGGAUGAACACUGGGCAAAAUAGAGGAUGACACCAGCUCAGAAAGUAGGCAGAAAUUAUAAACGUGCAAACUGGAUGUGCUAUAAUAACACCCCAAUUUCUGCUAGAGCCAACAGAUUGAUUAUCUCUAUUAUUUGGAGAAGUGGCCUUGUGUAUAUUAUUCCAACGUCUGCAAUCACAACUCAGGGAGGAAUAAGUGGUUAAGAUGAGAGGAUUUUAAAUGGGAUAGGAAAAGGAAGGAGGUAAAAAAAAAGUUGGCAGUCAAAUGAGGUACAAUUUAGUUAUUAUAUUGUAAUCCAGGAGAUCUGUGACCUACGGCCCAUUCACACUAUACAGUUCUAGCACUAUGGUUCUACUUUAACUCCCAUGGCUGCACCCUGUGACAUCCUGGGAUCACUAGUUUAAGGAAAGGUAUUUAGAAUUCUCACCCAGAUAGCUAUAACCUCACCAAACUACAAAUUCGUGGAUUCCUUAGCAGCCAUGGCAAGUGAAGUGAAAUCAUAGCAUUAUGACUGUGUAGUGUGAAAGGGCCUGUUAUCUUGGAUCAAUUGCAAGAAAAUGUGCAUUUCCUCAUAACAACUAAUUCCUUUGUGCCUGUAAAAUGCCUUUCCUGUUCCUAGUCCUGUAUAUUUGAUGAUUGUACUCAGGGCAUUCUGCAUGUGCUCACUGGCAUUUUUCUUUAGUUUCCAUUUUUCACAUUUUCCAUAGCUGAGCUUUUACCUUCAGAGAACAUUCCUGGACAAUGCUUUGCUGAACCCUGGCCCAAACAUCAUAUGAGUGUACUUUUUGUUUAAAAAAAAAUUAAAAUUAAUCACACUUCCUGGUGAAUCCUUAUCAUCUUGUUUUUGUCCCACACUGAGUACAUGUUGAUGUCACAAAUAAUUUCACUCUUCUUUUAAGCUUUGGUUACACUUGCAGCAGGAGGAAAGGAGAAUAAGGGAGACCUCAACAAAAUGUGGCAGUCUGGAGUGUUUCUGUUCAUUGUUCCAGUCAGUCAUUUGUGCCCUCAUUCAUCAUACUCCAUUUCACUCCCUUCCCACUCAGUUAGCAUACUGAGCCCACACUGGACUAUUUUAUGGAGUUUCUUCCCUUUACAUUCCCCCACCCUUCACUUUGGUACUUCCACACACUUUGGUAGUCUCUUGAAAUUAUCUUCUACUUCAGUGGGGUGGUUUUAUUUGAAUCACCAAUGGUACUCUGCUCACAUUGAGAAUGCUAGUGAAGAGAACACUGAAGUUCUGGAAUGUUUGUACUGUUUCAAACUACAGGUUAAAGAUUACAUUUGUGAUAUGACAAUCACAUUGCACUAGAACAGAGCCUGGGAUGAUGUGCUUCAGCUCUCUGAGGUGCUGGUUUGUUUUGAAUUUUUUUUUAAAAAAUGCAUGAAGUUGAUGUUUUUAUAAAAAUGGAAGGGGGGAGUAUUAACAACGGCAUCCCCUUUGUCACCUGAUAUGGCCCAUUUCACUGCCUCAUUGUAGUGCAUGCAUUGAUCAGGCCCAGUUGAUCAGUUCCUAAUUUACUGAUGCAAAAUAAUGCCUACAAUUGACAAGCAAGCCAAAAACUUGUCCUUCGUAGGCCAAUAAAUAGGAUAGACAAGAUGUUCAGUGCUCCAUUAACAUUAGCAAGGAUGGUGAAAGGAUUUCUCCAUACAGCGUUACUCUUGGGUAGUAGAUAAUCAUCACAUUUACUCUACAACAAUUAAAGUAUGGUGUGAAUUAUAAUAUGAAAACUCAGAAAAGACCAGUGGUGGCUGCUGGUCUCCAUGUUAGUGUGGUGAUGAAUCUGUGCCAUGGUUUAAUCGGAACUAGAAAGGAGGCAUCCAAAGUGCUGAACUCCAUGGGUAAGCUCCUUACAGUUCAGGCUGAACCUCAAAGUGGAUCCAUUGUCCUACUGAUAUGGGAAGCACUUAUCACCAGUGGAAAAGGCCUUACAAAUAGAGUCAUAUUUGAUUGAUAGGGAUGUCUUUGUCUUUAUAUUUGGAUCAGAAGAUGAACAAUGUAAGUUAGGUGAAAAACUUUUCAUUGGAGUUUCUUCGGUGUCAUCCCAAAUAGGGACACAGAAGUGCUCUGGGCUGAAAUUCUGGUCAUACCUAUUGACAACAGGGUGGUUCUGUAAAAGGGGAUGUAUAGCCAGUUAACUAAUUUGCUCCACAAAUUAUAUCACAAUAUUUAUCCUGUGAGACAACAAAAUUUUCUUAUUUUCAAUGUUCAGUUUGAAUCAUGUUGAUUUUAGAUAACGGAUACAUCUAUAUUUUCCAGAUGGAACAGAAAAGUGAACUAUGGUGGGGUACAGACUGUCCGAAAGAGGUGGCUGGUGGCCGCCUCUCUUUUCCGCGUAACCACCUUGCAGCAACCAAAUUGCGUGGCGCGGCUACACGGAAACAAAAGGACAGCUAAAAAGCGGCUCCUUUUAGUACUGCCACAAACUGCGGAGGCGUGAGGAUAUCGCUGCCAUGCGCGCCCAUCUGGAAGGCGCGUGGCAGUGACGUCACAGAUGUGAGUGCCAUGUAUACAGUGCCGCACAGCUGUGACAUCCUGGUGACAUCCUAAGGUUGUGGGGCAUCUGGAAACGGUGCCCCGAGGCAACCCUAGCACGUCGCCAGGAUGUGCUAAAGGGCCCGUGUGUACAAGGCCUAUAAUAUACCAUUACAGUUAGGGACUUUCAAGACUGCCUGUCCCUAAUGUGGCAAAUAUGCUGUAUUUUGUCCCCCAAAAGUGAACUUAAUGUUAAAAUACUGUAUUUUUCAAGAAUUGGAUUUGCUAUAGUAUAUGCUUGGGAAAAAGCAAUUCUCCAAUCAGACAAUAGAUCUGUUGCUGCUUGGUAUUUGAAAUACAGGUAUAUAAGUAUAAUAGGUAUCACUUGUAAAAUAAAUAGCAGUGAAUUAUACAAUAGUCACCAAAAUUUUGAACAGAGUAAAGAAUGCUUUCUUAGGGAAAGAAGAUGAUGACCUAAUCAACUUCCAUGACAUCAUCACAGCUGUUAGAAUAAUGUAUAUAGGUGUACAUAUCUCUGCAGCUACCUUUUGCAUUGUUUUCUAUAAACUUCAUUACACUGUGCUAUACCUAGAAUGGUAUUAGGAGCAUGCAGCAUGAGGGUGUGUAAAUAUGAACAUUUUGUCUAUAAACCCAGAGAAGAAAGGUGAAGGAACUAUUUCAAGGAAGGUCAUGCUUUGAGGAGAUUAUUCAUAGCUCAGCUACUGAAUUAACUGCUGAAAUCUCCUUCUCUCUCUGGAGUUUGCAAUAUACUAGAGGAGGGUCCAAAUCUCCCCACAGAUCCAGUCAUUUCUGCAAGGUUAAGCUGUCUGAAAUGUGACUCUUCCCCCAAUCCAUUCUCCAGUACAGAAGAAAUGUACUGUUCUCCUUUUUCUCAAAUAGGUGAAACAAAAUCCCCCUCGGGGCAUGUGUGAACACUGAUCUGGAUCUGAAGUCUGCAGUUUUGGUCCCAUCCCCUAUUAUUUAUGUUACUAUGCAGGUGAAGCCAAAUCAUGAGCUAAGGCAUUUGUUUGUUUGCAGUACACCUUUCAAAUUUAAACAGCUUGUCAUUUUUCUACCUCAUGUACCAAGGGAAGCACCCUGGGUUUGCUUCCAUUCCACUUGUGGGACUUACUGUUAAGAAAAUGAUCUCCAUUUAGGAUGUAGGUCAGACUUCCCCAAAAUUCAUUGAAUGCUAUGCAACAAAGCAAGGGUGGGGAUUGUGUGACCCUCCAAUUGGUGUUGAACUGUAAUUCCCAUUGUCCCUCACCCCAGGGCUGAUGGAAGUUGCAGUCCCAUCACAUCAGGGUGGACCACACAUUUACCAGCCAUUUCACAGAGCUUAACAUAAAAAAAGAAAAUGAGUGGAGCCACAAACAAAGGUGCAUCUAUUACAAGACCAGGGAACUUUUUCAGAGUAGCAACACAGUGACUAUGAGCACCAUGGUAGAUUUUUUUUCAUUGCACACUCGGGGGGGGGGGAAAAGGGGGGGGGGGGGAGGACGUUUUUAGCACUCUAGAAAGAUGGGAAAUCCAAGCAGCCAGCCUGUAGGGUGAUGUUUGGUACUCCCCAAGGGACAAGGCCACUUUCCUAUUCAACAUACUUCCUCCUAUUUCUCCCUCCAGUUUUCAGAGCAUGUUGCUGCCUCUUCUGCAGAAUGAUGUUUACCAAAUAUAUUGUGGCAUAAGUGUUCUUGGGCUAGAGCCCACUUUGUCAUAUGCAUCGACCAAAGCAGGCAGCAGCCCAAAGAAAGCAUAUGCCACAAUGAAUCUGUUAGUCUUAAGGUGUCACAAAAUCCCCCUCUUCCCCUACACCAGCCUCCCAUGCCUCUAGUCUUUUAUACAAUACUCUAUUACUCAUAGCACUUGGGAAAGUUACUUUUUUGGACUCUAAUCCCAGAAGCCCCCAGCCAGCACAGCCAUUCAGGAGUCGUAUGGGAGGGAAGGUAAUAUUCCCAAACUCUGAUUUACUUGUUGCCUGGAACCCCAGGAUGAGGACUUCUUUCAAGCACAAACCCCCAAAGAGCCUUUCAUGGCUGAUUAAUCUCACUCAGGAUUCUCAAGCAGUUUUGGCAAAGCACAUGUCCUUUGAGUCCUCAUUGCUUUCCACCCGUAACUGUGGGAUUUCAUUCUCCCACUCCCACUGGCAACACACUGCAGGCUUUUCUGUCUGUUUGGACAGAAUGAUCUUGGGUCCUUUCCAGUUCCUGCUCCCCUUAUCCUGUCAGUAAAGCUUGUACUACAGCUAACUAAAAUCUUUCUACAUGGCACACCUGCCAUCAAUUUGUAUGCUCCAGCUGGAAAGAUAAACUGGGUGGCAGAGGGCAUCUGAUGCCUCUCAGCCUAUUUCAUUGUCAUACCUGCUGCCUACUCUUUAUUCCUUUAAGUUUAAGAACUGCUCCCUCUUAUUGUUUACACCUGAAAGUGCUCCUAUUCUAGUGAAGUAAGAGAGCUGGCAUGGUGUAAUGGUUUCAAUAUUGGGCUACAAACUCUGGAGACCAGGGUUUGCAU